AGGAAGCAAUGAAAGGAAAAGGCAUAUAUGGUAAAACCAGUGUCAAAAUGUGAGCGGGACACUAUAUGUAAAUACUCCCCACGGGCCGAUUCCAAAUGUUUUGCGGAAAUUACUCUACCCCAUCUCUAUCCCCAGUCUCCACUCCCAGACCCCGCAAAGUGCUUCGAGGAAACCGGUCCACAUAUGUACUCCGGAGUAUUUUCGGAAGUCGCAUGCCACGGAUCCAAUCGAAUCCGCCGAAUGUCCGGCCUAUCCAAGCCGGGAUCUUUGGGCCCGGAGAGGUUCCGUGUCCUAUACCAAACCUAUUGGUCUAAACAACCAAGUAAGAUCGGUCAGGUGCUGCUUUGGGUGGAGAAUGGGUCUGUUUGCGGAGAAGGGUUCAGAUCUGGCUUGAUGUCGUCCA
Molecule: messenger RNA, 403 nt
Organism: Aspergillus ruber CBS 135680
Lineage: Eukaryota; Fungi; Ascomycota; Eurotiomycetes; Eurotiales; Aspergillaceae
Exons: 1
Coding region: 96-314 (72 amino acids)
Source: RefSeq, a predicted model, not a curated record